Messenger RNA from Ilex paraguariensis (yerba mate), 987 nucleotides. The record is from the annotation of a GenBank genome assembly. Lineage: Eukaryota; Viridiplantae; Streptophyta; Magnoliopsida; Aquifoliales; Aquifoliaceae.
AAACGUUUGGAUAAACCUGGGAUUGAGAAUUUCAAGCGCCGGGCUAGUAGCUUCCAAUUCUCAGUUCUCAUCGCACCAAACAGUGAGUGAGUGAGAGAGGGAGAGCGCUUUGGAGAAGAUAAUCAAUGGCGAUAUCAUCAGCACUUUCUGUAACUACACUAUUCCCACUAUGCCGUUCCUCCAGCACCGUCUCGACGAAAACCGAACUUUCCGUUCUCUGUUUGCCCUCAAAUUGCCUAAAAUUUGAAGCCCUAAAACCCCUUCGCCCGUCAACUUCUAGGAUUUUUGCUGCUCCUGAAACCCUAGUUGCUUCUGACUCUGCUGACCUUGAGGUUGAAACUCCUGGUGCUUCCACGCUUAGUGUUGGUGCUGAUUCUGACAAGAUGGCGCCAAAGCAAAAAAUUAGAAUCAAAUUGAGGUCGUAUUGGGUGCCCCUGAUCGAGGACUCAUGCAAGCAGAUAAUGGAUGCUGCAAGGACAACCAAUGCCAAGACAAUGGGUCCUGUGCCAUUACCAACCAAGAAACGAGUGUACUGUGUUCUUAAAUCUCCACAUGUACACAAAGAUGCCAGGUUCCAUUUUGAAAUUAGAACUCAUCAGCGCCUCAUUGACAUUCUCUACCCGACUGCCCAAACAAUUGAUUCCUUGAUGCAACUUGACCUUCCUGCUGGGGUUGAUGUGGAGGUCAAGCUUUGAAAAAGCCUGCUGGUGCUUGGGUUGUGACAUGAGGACUUCCUUGAGGUAGCCUAUCCUUGUACAUGCUCUCCAGCAUGCUUAAUUCGAGAGUUCUGAUAGAAUCUGAUGCAUUAUCACUGGUAUAAUCGUACCCAGCAACAAAAACUAUCCUUAUUUUUAUGCUAAUUUGUACAAGGUAACAAGUGAUGGAUGUCAACGUGAAAAUCUUGGUUCAAUCUCCUGUUAUAUUAUUCGGAUAGAAAUUUGAAUUUUACUCAAAUCCAAUAAUAUGGGUUAAGUUCGUGUUUAAUUU